CUUUGAACAGUUGAUUGAUAUUCAUUACCACUGUUUCAGUUAUGGGGUUUUUUGGCUCAUUUGUGACUUUUUCUAAAAUUGGGAUGAUCCAAAAGACAUUUUUGAAAUCAAACUGAUUCCUUGGGGGGAAAAGAAACAUCUGAAAAGCUGGAUAUCUGUUGUGGGUUUUACUCGUUCUCGAAGAAAAGAAAAUGGAUAACGUAUCAAUUUCUGGGAGUAAUCAAUCUCCAUGUAACUCAAGUAACUAUUCACAACCUAACUGCAGCACGUCUCCACCUUGGAUAUUAUACCCAGACUUCUACAUCUGGCUGCCAGUAGUUUACUCAGUCAUCUGUGCUGUAGGACUCACUGGCAACACUGCUGUCAUCUAUGUCAUUCUGAAAGCCCCAAAAAUGAAGACCGUCACCAACUUGUUUAUCCUGAACUUGGCUAUCGCUGAUGACCUUUUCACACUGGUAUUACCUAUUAAUAUUGCAGAGCACCUGCUGAAUUAUUGGCCCUUUGGUGAGCUUCUUUGCAAAGUGAUCCUCUCAAUAGACCACUACAACAUCUUCUCCAGCAUCUUUUUUCUUACAGUGAUGAGCGCCGACCGCUACCUAGUAGUGAUUUCCACACUGCAGUCUAAGCGGAUGCCCCAUCGCACAUACAGGUUUGCAAAAAUUGUCAGUGUGUGUGUGUGGGCACUUGUUGUCCUCAUUGUGGCACCAUUUACCUACUUUGCUGGCAUUUAUGUGAGUCCGGAUGAUGCUGAGAGCAGGAAGAGCUGUGUGUUAAGCUUCCCUAGCCCUGAGAGUGUCUGGUUCAAAGCCAGCCGGAUCUACACCCUGGUCUUCAGCUUUAUCCUUCCUGUGUCAACAAUUUGUGUCUUAUAUAGUCUAAUGCUCUACAAGUUGAGGCAUACACAUCUAAUUUCCAAUGGCAAGGCAUUGGAUAAAGCCAAGAAGAAAGUGACUGUUAUGGUCUUUGUGGUGCUUGCGGUGUGUCUGUUCUGUUGGACACCAUUUCACUUAAGUACGGUGGUGGCCCUGACCACAGACCUGCCAACAACUCCACUGGUUAUUGGAAUCUCCUACUUCAUCACAGGCUUAAGCUAUGCUAACUCCUGCCUUAACCCAUUUCUUUAUGCCUUCCUGGAUGACAGUUUCAGAAAAGCUUUUAAGAAAAUGUUGGAGUGUUGAUCUGUGCAAAGGACCAAUAAUUUAAAAGUGUUAGGUCAAUUUCAAGAGCAAAGCUGGAUGAACAUUUUUAGAUAGCAAUAGGCCAGGUCAAGUGGGGUUUUAUUCCAUCCUAUGUCAUUUUUUUCAGUACUAUGGUGUAACACAUAACAAUACAACAGAACGGCACAAAGGAUUACCUGAAGUGCAAAUACACAACGAUGUGUCUGUAAAAGUGUCCAAAAGCAGCAGCUAUACACACUAUGUUCUUUAAAAAAUACAUUGAAAAUGUUUAGCAACCGUUCUGAUGAGUGUAUGCUUGUAAUAUAUGUUGCAUAGCCAAUUUACCGGAAAUGUUAAAAUAAGUGACUAAUUAUGCUAAAACUCUAGAAGAUACUAAAGAGAAGAUUCAAAGGAUGUUUCCAUCUGUUAUAACUCUCAAUCUAACAAUCUGUUUGUAUACUAUUGAGAUUGCAGCUGCUGUGGGUCUUUAUUUCAUUUAUACAUAUUUCAGUAAAUCUAUACUAUCUGAAUAACACUGUUCUCACAGAUGUAUUAUAACCUAUAGCGUAUAGGUACUGUAGAUAUUGCCAAACAUGAAUC
Molecule: messenger RNA, 1757 nt
Organism: Tachysurus fulvidraco (yellow catfish)
Lineage: Eukaryota; Metazoa; Chordata; Actinopteri; Siluriformes; Bagridae
Product: neuropeptides B/W receptor type 2
Exons: 1
Coding region: 192-1178 (328 amino acids)
Biological process (GO): neuropeptide signaling pathway
Cellular component (GO): membrane; neuron projection
Molecular function (GO): neuropeptide binding; neuropeptide receptor activity
Source: RefSeq, a predicted model, not a curated record